AUGGUCAAGGCAGUUUCUUCUUACUGCAAUGGAACCGUUGAAAACGUGAAAUCAAGAAACGGUAUAACGAGCACAACCAAUGGUCCACAGGGAACUAUUGCUGCGAAAACAGUUGUAUCUCUCAGUCUGUUGGAGAAUGGUCUCGAGAGGCUAGAUAAAAACAUUGACGUAUUGAGUCCAACAUUCUCCAUUAAGCCAGAGGUUUGCCUGACAAUUCAGGUUGAAAAUGUGCACGCUGUCAGCCACUUCAAGCACCCGACUUGUACUCUGCUGCAAUACGCCAGGGACUUUGGCAACAACCUGAAAGAGUCUCUGAAACGAGCAACAAAGUGGUCGGCCUACUACUUCACUCGUGCUCACUCGUACUAUCCGGUUCCCGAGACAAAGGUAGCCCUAAGAGAUAUCCCAAAGAUAAAGCCUCUUCCUGUACGUGAUAUGUCUAAGCAGGACCAGGAUUACAUGCGCCAGUGGGCCAGCGAGCAUGGAAAAGCCGUCAGACAGCUCUCGGUUCGUCAGAACAACACCAAACAUCCAGCAGGGACUCUUCCUCUAAACAUGUAUAGGAAAGAGCUACCUGUUGGCGACCGAGUCACCGAAGAACCCAGUUCAGCUGAUGAUAUUGGUGACCAGCUAUCAGAGUAUGAUUCUGACUCCAGCAACGAAGAAAACAGUGCAACCCACCAAGAAGACGCGGUCGAGGCUGUUCCUGUAAACUUCCUAUCAAAGACAGUG
Molecule: messenger RNA, 732 nt
Organism: Porites evermanni
Lineage: Eukaryota; Metazoa; Cnidaria; Anthozoa; Scleractinia; Poritidae
Source: the annotation of a GenBank genome assembly